AGGCUCUGGGUUUGGCGAUUGUGCUUACAGAUUCCUAAUUUUUUUCACGAUGGCUGAACCUGAAGACCCUUCUGUUGACCAACCAAACAGACUUUCCCAUGAAGGAGCCGGCCUGAAUGACGCGAAUAGUUCAACAAAUCCGAUAAUGUCAAAUCUUCGACAAACAAUAAGCAUUCUCGCUCUUUUGUUGAGCAUGCUCUUGACUUCACUAGAUCUGACCAUAUUAUCAACAGCAAUUCCUCGCAUAUCUCAUGACUUCCACAGUUUGGACGAUGUUGGCUGGUAUGCCUCCGCCUUUUUCCUCACCAUGGCUGUUUUCCAAGGCCCUUGGGGCAAGCUAUAUAAGUACUCGUCGGUGAAAUACACCUUUCUCGUCGCUAUCUUGACUUUCGAACUAGGAACGCUCGGAUGUGGUAUGCUUGUCCAAUUACUCUUUGUUUCUUCUUUUUUUUUUUCAACGCAGGUCCUGAAUAUAUUGUUAUUCCAGCUGUAUCCUCGAACAGUGCCGGCUUCAUUGCUGGACGAGCUGUUGCAGGGAUAGGCGGAGCCGGCGUAAUUGGUGGAACUUAUAAUAUACUGGCACUUAUUGUCCCGCCAGAGAGAAUCCCAAUUUUCUAUGGUCUGAAUGGGGUUAUAUUUGCGGUCGCGAGCGUUUCUGGGCCCCUCGUCGGAGGCGCUUUCACAUCUGAUGUGACCUGGCGAUGGUGCUUCUAUAUCAAUCUCCCUAUCGGUGGGUUUGUUAUGGUGCUGUUGUUCUUCGUUCUUCAGAUACCUACUAUAGCAAAACCAGUCAAAGUCCCGUUUCGCGAGCUUCUGCUCCAACUCGACAUUCCUGGUUGUAUUCUGAUAACAGGGGGUCUAGUUUGCUACCUUCUCGCUCUUGAGGUCGGCGGUUUGACUAAAUCGUGGAACUCUUCUCAAUCAAUCGGACUUCUAGUUGGAUGGAUCUUGUUGACCAUUGCUUUUGUGGUUGUGAAGUGGCUGCAGGGAGACGGAGGCCUGGUUUCUUCUCACCACUUGCGGAGCCGUGGUGUUCUGACCUGUUGUACUUUUGCGUUUUUUCUCAACGCAGCAAAUUACAUCCGUCUAUAUUGCCUCCCCCUUUUCUUCCAAGCUAUUCAAGGCACGUCGCCAGAGCGCAGUGGCGUUCUCCUCCUGGCUUAUAUUGUCCUUACUUCUGUCUUUACACUCAUUGCAGGAGCCCUGCUUGGUAAAGUUGGAUAUUACCAGCCCUUCCUAGUGACUGGAGCGGCGAUUGUUUUGAUUGGGUCUGGGCUUUUGUGGACACUUGAUAUAGAUACUUCUGGUGCGAGGGUAGCCGGAUAUCAGGUCCUCGCCGGAAGUGGUGAUGGAAUUUGUGUUCAGAUACCGGUCACUGCUGUGGGGGCAUUUGUUGAGCCAAAAGAUCUCCCUACGGCGACUGCAAUGGUACUCUUCUUUCAACUUCUAAGUGGCGUAAUUGGUGUUGCUGCUGGCCAAUCUAUCUUUUCAAACCGUCUCGUCCAAACUCUACCUCGCUACACUACCGGCGUCAAUUCUUCUCAAAUUUUGCAUAUCGGGGCUAGUGAAUUGAACCAGAAUUUUACAGAUGAUACUCUUCAGGGUGUCAGGGAAGCAUAUCUGGUUGGUAUCAAAGGUGCAUGGAUCAUGACGAUGGUGCUCUGUAGUGCUGCAAUUGUGAUCGGACUCGCGGCGCCACGCAUCUCAAUUUCCAAAGGUACAGAAUCUAAGCAAAGGAAUGAGAACGCUGAUCUUGGUGAAAAGGAAACUGCAUAAUUCUUGCAUUGAUUGGACAGCGAAUGCAGAACUCAUGGAAAAGCUUCUUUUUAGGAAUCCUUUGGUCAUCUCGUCCCGGUCAAUCAGGCUAGAUAUAUGAAUUAGCACAAAUCAAUCCAGUGACCAUCCUCUUGUAACUAGCUAUUCAUGGAAAAAGGAUAUCAGCACAGAUAUUCCUUGCGUCAGACCGUGCUUAUUAGCAGCGCUACGAGUUACGUGUUAAGAAACAUAGGAGAAAAGGUGGCUUUGAUUCC
Messenger RNA from Talaromyces stipitatus ATCC 10500, 2030 nucleotides. Its product is annotated as efflux pump antibiotic resistance protein, putative. Lineage: Eukaryota; Fungi; Ascomycota; Eurotiomycetes; Eurotiales; Trichocomaceae. The coding region runs from base 409 to 1776 and encodes 455 amino acids. The transcript is spliced from 7 exons. The record is from RefSeq and is a predicted model, not a curated record. Gene Ontology annotation, biological process: transmembrane transport. Gene Ontology annotation, molecular function: transmembrane transporter activity.